GAUUAAAAGGCAGAAUGAAAAGGACUAAGCAAGGGAAAUGGUAUUAAUCAGUGUUAAUGUUCAUGAUUGUUCGGCAUUACUGUGGUAAGGGAAACACCGAAGCGAUUUUCCUUUCUUCUUGUUUGGUAUAAGAAUAUAAAUUUUAAUCAUAUUUUUUCAAAUUUUGUUAUAUAAUUUUAAAGUUUAAAAUUAUUUCUAAUAAACCGAAUAUGUAAUCAACCGUGAGCCAACGUCGUAUUUGAAACCAAUCUGAUGAUUCAAAUUAACACAAUAUAACAGAUACUCAAUUGUAGUUUUCAAUGUGGUUGCAAUUUCAGUUAGAUUUGUGAUUAGUUUGGUGUAGUUUUCUAACAAAAUGGAGGCCAUUUCUUUGAAGAUAGAUGAAGAGAGCCAUUUUUCAAAGAAUGAUGAGAGCAUAUUAUUGUGAUGUAUUUUUCUUCAAAAAUGGGUUGCAGGAUGGUAAAUUGUGCUAAUACUACUGCAAUGGAACUAUGAUUUAAAAUAGAUGAUGAAAAAGUUGAGAGGAUCAGAGGAUUUGUAUGAUUGGAUAUAGAUUACUAUGGAGCAUUUUUAUCUAAAAAUGGCAGCCAUUGUUGGACAAUCAAGCAUGAAUGAAACAUUGAAGAAACAGAGGAAACAAAUUUUGUUUCCGCUAAAAUUCCAUUAGUAACAACUAGGUAGUAUCGGUUACUUUUAGGAAACGGAUUGAGUUAUGAAUUUCUCAAAUCAAAUAAGAUAUAAGAAAUUCAUUUAAUUGAUUAGUUUCCAAGAGUUUAAAAUACUAAAUUAAAUAGGGCCUAAAUAUGUUUAAUUUUGAUUGUAAGAAAUAAAAAUAAAUUAAAUCUAUUUAGUGUUAGAUUUUAUGAUAAAAUCAAAAUGCAAAAUGAACUUUCACCUUCAUUCUAUCUAAAAUCAAACAACAAAACAAUAGAAUAUGAGUAAAUUGAUUUUUAUAUAACUAAAUUAAUUUAAAGUCAAGUCAAAGUUAAAUUCAGUCAUAAAAUUACCAAUUAGAUAAAUAUCGGAUCAUUAUAUUUGUUUUGAACAUAUAAUGGAGAGAGUAAUCACUAAAAGAUGGGAGCAGCAAAAGUGUAGAUUAUUAUUCCACAGGAUAAAAUAAUCUCCACGAAUGUGAGAGUUUGUUAUCAAAACAUACUACUCAUCAUCUACUAAAGUCUAUACCAAAAUCUCACAAUUGAGAAAUUCUGUUGAGUAAAAUCAAAAAUGGCCACCAUCUUAACUCUCAGCCCAUCAUCAAACUUCAAAUUCCUCAUCUCUUUCAAAUCCACCUUCAACUCAAAUCCUCAUUUCUCAAUUCCAUCUCUUACUAUCAAAAAACCUUUCUCAAUCAGAUGUUCGAGGGACCCACCAUCAGAAAUUCACAAAUUCUGGGAUUGGCUUUCUAACAAAGGCAUUAUCUCUGCAAAAUGCCCCCUAAAACCAGCCAUUGUUUCUCAAGGUUUGGGUCUAAUAGCCUUAAAAGAUAUAGCCAAAAACGAGGUCGUUUUAGAGGUACCAAAGAAGUUUUGGAUAAACCCAGAUACUGUUGCUGCUUCGCAGAUUGGGUCUGUUUGUAAUGGGCUUAAACCUUGGGUUUCAGUUGCUUUGUUUUUGAUAACAGAGAAGAAGCUUGGUGAUUCUUCUACUUGGAAAUCUUACAUUGAUAUAUUGCCUGAUUUUACUAGUUCAACUAUUUUUUGGUCAGAAGAGGAGCUUUCUGAACUUCAAGGUAGUCAGCUGCUGAAUACUACACUGGGUGUGAAGGAAUUAGUAGCAAAUGAAUUUGCAAAACUAGAGGAAGAAGUAAUAAUUCCCUACAAGAGACUAUUCCCUUUUGAUGUAACACUAAAUGAUUUCUUCUGGGCAUUUGGAAUCCUUAGAUCAAGAGCAUUCACUCACUUGGAAGGCCAAAGUCUUGUUCUAAUUCCUUUGGCUGACUUGAUCAACCACAGCUCAGAUAUAAGAGUACAAGAUUAUCCUGGGGAAAUUAGGAGGGCUGGUUUGUUCUCUAGAGAACUCCUGUUCUCCCUGAAGAGUCCCACUCUGGUGAAGGCGGGUGACCAGAUUAUGAUCCAGUACGAUUUGAACAAGAGCAAUGCUGAAUUGGCCUUGGAUUACGGGUUCAUAGAAUCUAGAUCAGAACGCAAUGUCUACACCCUAACACUGGAGAUACCCGAGUCAGACCCCUUUUUCGGGGAUAAACUAGACAUAGCAGAGUCAAAUCGCAUGGGGGAAACUGCAUACUUCGAUAUUGUCUUGGACCAGCCUGUUCCAGCAAUUAUGCUUUCAUAUCUUAGGCUUCUGGCAAUUAGUGGAACCGAUGCUUUUCUAUUGGAAUCUAUAUUUAGGGACUCUAUCUGGGGUUAUCUUGAGUGUCCUAUUAGUCCUGAGAAUGAGGAGCGCGCAUGCCAAGUGAUACGUGAUGCUUGCAGAUCUGCUCUUUCUGGUUACGAUACCACCAUUGAAGAGGAUGAGAAGUUGAUGCAGCAAGGUGGCCUGAGUCCAAGGCGUGAGACUGCUGUAGGGAUAAGAUUGGGAGAAAAGAAGGUAUUGCAGCAAAUCAAGAGGGCUUUCGAAGAAAGAGAGACGGAAUUAAGUGGACUCGAAUACUACCAAGAGAGGAGGAUUAAGGACCUAGUUAUGUCCGGAGCAAAAGGCGAAAAUCUCCCUUGGAUUGGAGAGGUCUAAGACUAAUUGUUUUGUGAUUUGUUCCAAAUGAAGUUGGGGAUCAAGGAAGAGACAUUUGAUUCAGAAAAUGUAAAUGACGAUUAGUUGUGUCAAUAGUUAAGAACUUAAAAGAGUAGUUCAUGGAUGUUUGUAAAAGAAAUCCCUUUGGUCAUUUUUCUUAAACUACAAAAUUUCAAUUCGAAUUCUCUUGAUUUAGAAAGG
Molecule: messenger RNA, 2889 nt
Organism: Amaranthus tricolor (Joseph's coat)
Lineage: Eukaryota; Viridiplantae; Streptophyta; Magnoliopsida; Caryophyllales; Amaranthaceae
Product: fructose-bisphosphate aldolase-lysine N-methyltransferase, chloroplastic-like
Exons: 6
Coding region: 1225-2688 (487 amino acids)
Biological process (GO): peptidyl-lysine monomethylation
Cellular component (GO): chloroplast
Molecular function (GO): protein binding; [ribulose-bisphosphate carboxylase]-lysine N-methyltransferase activity; protein-lysine N-methyltransferase activity
Source: RefSeq, a predicted model, not a curated record